UACUACACACUACACAGCAGCUUGCAAGUUAUAUCUUUAGUAUCUACUAUCCACUACAAAUACCAAAUAUGAUAUGCGGUGCUUUACUUCAAUUAAGUGUAAAAGAUCAAUAAAUGUCAAAAUAGAUUUUGCCUACUAAAGCGUAGGCUUGUCAUCGUAUGUAGUUUAUAACUAAAAUAUACUUUAUUUUAAAAUGGCUAGUGAGGAUGUUAUCGAAUUAGGCUCAUCGGACGAUGAAAGCCAGCCUGCACCAAAGAAGAAAAAACCGAUGCCUAAUGCUAUGGUUCAUAUACCGACAAAGCUUCCAGGAGUUACUAUAAAACCGGCUAAAUUCAAUUUAGUUCCUGCACCAAGGAUUUCAAGUAAUCCUUCUAAACCUUUUAAUGUACCCAAGGGAAUUCUAUCAAAGCCAAUCAUGAUUGGCAAAAGUAACAUUAGCUUUGAUCGCAAUAUUAAUAAACAUAAGCCCACACCUGCAAUACGUGUGCCUAUUUUGAAAAAUAAUCCUAAAGUGGCAAGAACUGUUACAUCAAAUCCAAGCAGAAAUUUAAUUAAUCCAAUAAGUAUUGCAAAAAAUUUGAAAAAACCUGAACUUGUAAUAAAGAAAUUGGCACUAAAUAGAAAACCAAAAAGUUCUGCAGGAAUACAAGGGCCAAGGCUUUUGAAUAAUUUGCCUCCAGGCAUAACUAUCAAACCUUUAGCUCAUGCUGGUGCAUCUGGGUUUAAUAAACCCUGUAAUGCUAGUUCUCUUAAAAACUCUGUUGGUGAAGUAUUAACUGUAGAAAUAGAUGAUGAGGAGGCAAUUGAGUCAUCAAUAGGUAGUCCGCAAUGGUACCUGAGACCUGAAGAACAAGUAGAUAAUAAUUUACCUAAAGAACAUGAUGACCAAAUUCAUAUUCCUUAUGAUAAUAUUGAGCCAUCACUGGAAGAACAAAAUAAUAAAGAACCAGAAACUAAAAACUUUGUGGAAAUAACCAUAGAAGAUAGUCCUGUAAAACAUUUGCAGUUGAGAGAAAGAAAUGAAAUAGGGAAAGAGCUUGCUAUAACCAUUGAAGACAGUCCAGUCAAACUUAUUGAGAAUAAGGAAAUAGAUAGUGACGGCGAAUCAGGACAGGAUAGAGUACCACAGAGUAAAAAGAAAUUGGAAUAUCCAAGAAAAAAAGUUAACAAAGAUGAACGACAAGUGGUAGAAAUUGAAAUCGAUCUCAUGGAAACGGGUCCAUUUAAACAUAAUGAUAAUGAAGAUAUAGGUAAUGAACAAAAGGAAUCAAAUUCUUGUGAUCAAGAUAAUUAUAAGCCUGAUGAUGAAAAUGUAAUUUCUAAUAAAGAAGCUUAUAUUAUUAAUGAUGAUUCCAAAGAUAAUUCACCCCAAUGUGGCGAUGGUGAAUUCCAUCCAGUGUACCAAAAUUUUAUAGAUAUGUGUUUUGAGCUUGAAAAUUCUGAGGAUAUGAAAAAAAUUGUUGACAAGAAAAUUAAAGCAUAUUAUAAACAAUGUCCAAAGGAAUAUGUUGAGUCUGAAGAAUUCAUUGAUAUGGUUUCCAGUAAAAUAGUCUCUAUGAGAGCUGCACCGGGAAAAAUGUAUUUAUUUAUUAAAGAUAUAGUUGAUGAAUUGAAUUUGCAAAGGAAAAUGACAAAAUCUAUAGGACCAAAGACAACAGAUAUUGUACAAGAUAAAAUUAUUGAUGGUGAGGAAAGUGAAUAUGACUCCAAGAGACAAAAACAAAUAAGAAAAUUAGAGAAAACUAUUAAGAAAUUACACAGAGCUAUACAAAAACUGGAAGAACAAGAAGUAGAUUUUGAAGAUGAUGAAGAUUCAGUUUAUCUAUUGACUGAAAGGUAUAAAGAAAGAAUGGUCCGUGUCCAUGCAAAGUUUUGCCAGUUGACAAAUACGAAAAUGCCAUCAGAACCUCGUAUAAACUUAGAAGUUAGACCUGGACGACCAGCGGGCCCUGUACGAAAACUUGAAAAGUGGGUAAAUAAAAAAGUGCCAAUUGGAACACCAUUGCCAUUUCCUGACUUUCAUGAUGUUUUGCGGUGUGUCCGGGAGUCUAACGAGGAAGAUAAUUUGGGUUGGAAUGAAGUUGAUAUAAUGGAAGAAGCUCGCGACUUAUUUACGAGAUGUGGAAAAAAACUUCAAAGGCGCCGACAAGAAAAUGAAUGGAGACUGGCUAUUUCAAGGAUAUCCCAUGAGGUAGAUCCAGCAGGAGAAAAUGUUGAACUUCAAAAGAAGUUAGAUGAAAACCAAUCUCUGGCAUCGAAAAAAGAGACAGAGCUUUUGAACAAGUAUGUGGAUAGACAGAAUCAAUUAAAGCUUGUAGCUGAAGAAAUUGGAGACAAAGAAGCAGAAGAGUCUCCUGUAGAAAGUGAGGAAGAGGAACUUGUUGAGGAUAAUAAUUCUCUAGUGGACAAACAGAAACGUAAAGAAAGGCUCAAAAGACUACUGCAGGAAAAAAAUAGAAAGACAGAAGAAAAAGAAAAUGAUCCUACAAAAAAAGAAAACCAUAAUGUUAAAACUAAUGAAAAAAUGGUGCAAUCUAAACAAGUAGAGGGAAAUACUAAAUUACAAGAGAACAGUCUAAACAAAAUAGACGUUUCAGAAAUUGACGCUCAGGAUACUGAAGCAAGUGAUGUAAUUGAAAAUAUUGAUGAAAAUAUAAUAACAAGUAAAGAAGAAGAUAAAAAAGGCGAAAGUGACGUAAAUGAAUUUGAAUCUGAUAUAGAUGAACUACAUCUGUUACAGAAAUUGCACUCUGGAAAUGAAAGUGAUGCAUCAACUCUUGGGUCUUCUGAUUCUGACACGCCAAUAGCUAUCUCGGAUACUUUAGAAUCAGACAGUGAUACAGAAAAUAAAAAGCAUUUAAGUGAUGUAAUAAGCAUUGAAAAUUCUAGUUACUCUGAAUCUGAAGUUACUGCUGAUAGUUUUUCAAAGGAAUAUGAUGUAAAAAAAUCCCAUGUCGAAAACUUAGUGAGCUCUUCUUUCGAAGUUGAGUACUUCUCAAGAAGCCCUGGGCAGAAAGGAAAUGAAAACAUAAUUGAAAAUAUACUUCUCGCUUCGUCUGACGACGAUAGCUCAAAUAAAGAUACAAGUUAUAAUGAAACUUGCAUAAAUUUAAAAGACGAUGAUAUAUCGUUCACAGAAACAUCAGUUGUAAAAACAGGACUAACUAUUAAUAAAAACUUGUUCGAGAACAAAUCUAUGAUAGAAGCACCUGUAGUAAGAACAGGAUUAACUAUCAAUAAAAACUUAUUUGAGAACAAUAAUGCUUUAGAAAUUCUAGAAAGUGUCAAUACAAAUAUGUUGAUCAAUGAACAAGGAGACAAACAAGAUACCAACCUUAUCAUGGAUACUAUAAUGGAAGUUGCUGAUGUUGGUGAUGAUAAUAAUUCAGGUGAGCGGCCAAUAGACGAAGUAGAAAACAGAAGUAUAUCAGAUGAUGUUAACUCAGUUGAAAGUCUCGAUACCCAAAUUGAACAAAACCUAGAAGAAAUAAACUUACAAAUGGACUGUUAUAAAAAUAUAGAAUCAUAUAGUAUAGAGUUAUGUGGUGAGAGUAUGAAUAAUGAUACACAGAAUGAUGUCAUUGAAGCAAAUUGCUCAUCUGCCAAUAUUGAGACUGGUAAUGAUAAUACUAUGGAAACGGAAUAAAAGCUAUAUAUUUAUCAAAUUAACAAAACUAACAAUUCAGUAAUUUAACUGUCUUUAUUGCUUAUAUUCAGUUUUUUAAUUUUAUGCUGUAAAUAAAUAUUUAUGUUAUAAUUAAAUUAGACCUAUUUAAAUAAUAUACGGAUGGAUAAGCAGGAUGUAGGUUGAAACAAAAUAGGUGUUUUAUUCUAAGAAUCUUCAUAUUUUAAGACUUGUAUACAUAACACUUAACUGUAAUAACUCUCGGGUACACUGAUUAUACCAAGCUGAGCUUAGGUUAACAGUACGUAUCUGUCUAUACUAUUUAUAUAUAUUUAUUAUAUUUCUUAAUAAACUAGUUAGUAAGGUCUACUCU
This is a messenger RNA of Vanessa tameamea, 3998 nucleotides long. Its product is annotated as repetitive organellar protein-like. Gene Ontology annotation, molecular function: histone binding. The transcript has 6 exons. The record is from RefSeq and is a predicted model, not a curated record. NCBI's taxonomy places the organism in Eukaryota, Metazoa, Arthropoda, Insecta, Lepidoptera, Nymphalidae. Bases 194 to 3646 code for a protein of 1150 amino acids.